AUGAGUCCCUCGUCCGGAGUUGCGGCGCCGACCAAGUCUUCGACUACUGCGACCCGGCCCAACCAGAUCCGCGAGGCAACACGGCUGUUGGAUGAGGGGACCAUUGUUCCGCACCCCGUGCAGUUUUGGGACGGGGGCUUGCCCGGGGUGAUUCCGGGGUUGCAUGCUUUGCGGGAGGGGAAGACGGUUCGGGGGUUAAGUUGGUGUUCGACGUUGAAGAGCAGAGCGGAUGAAGAUGAAGAAGAUGAUGAUGCUGUUGACUUGCGAAACAUGAUCGAGAAUUGA
Messenger RNA from Aspergillus aculeatinus CBS 121060, 285 nucleotides. RefSeq lists its product as uncharacterized. Bases 1 to 285 code for a protein of 94 amino acids. Lineage: Eukaryota; Fungi; Ascomycota; Eurotiomycetes; Eurotiales; Aspergillaceae. The record is from RefSeq and is a predicted model, not a curated record. The transcript has 2 exons.